CGAAAAGAAAGAGAUGGCAGCUCAUAUUACGGCCUCAUUCCCCAGUCACCGUAAUGUGUUCCGUCUCGUUGCCCAAGUUGAUGCUCUUGUGAAGGGUAACCUGAGCAUCCCUACAUCUCAUCGCAUCCAGGAAGAUGGCGAGGUGCAGAGUGCUGUCCGCCGUCACCAGCAAUAUGUUGACGCCAUUGCUGAAAACUCGAACUACAAGCCUACUAUCGGCGACCUCCAGGGACAGCCGAUCGAGCUCGUCAGUAUCCUUGACCCUGCUAUCGAAAAGUCUAUGGAAAAAACCCACUACAAGAGAGUAUUAUUUCACUCGACUCUGCUUUCCAUGGAAAAGAAAGCAAAUGAAGAUCUUGCAAAGUGCAUUGAGCAGUACGGGUACCAUUGGAUCUUCAGGGCGGGUCUCACGCAGUACUACAUGACUAAAUGUGUUGUCUCGCAUCUCGAUUUCUGGAACGCAGACUCGCGAAGCCGCAGAUGUCGUAUGAAUGCUCAAAACAUCUGCUACGAGGCAAUGGAUGCUCAGCUCAAGCUCAACGAUGUUGAGAAAAGAAUCUUGAUAGAAGUCAGCCAGAGCCGCGACACCAUCGUUCUUGGGUUCUGGAACUGGCUUUCUGAGCACAGAAAUGCUUACCAUGCCAUGAAGGCCUGUCUUUUUCUUCUCAAUAAGAAAUCUCGACAGAAACCGGCAAGAUAAAAAUUUGCAGGCGCCAACCGGGUGUACAUGGAGUAACGAUUGACGACGACCCAGCCGACCUUGAUGUUGCGAAUGACUACCCCAUUGUGUCUCUCUUUCUGUUUUUCGUGAUUUAUUUGGAGUUCUACACGAGCUGGUUCGGCGCUUCUACGGUUAAUCAAGAGUGCUAUUUUCUCCCUGCCUUUUCUUCGUUUUUUUUUUUUCAAAUGAUUCACCCCCCUGCGUAGCAGGAGUCGCUUCCUUGAAGGUCGCCGGUGUCUUAUCUAAUAUGUCUUCACUUCUCUACGCGGUGGGCGCGACGGCACGGGCUUUGUUUCUUUGUUAUUUUGCUUCAUGGGUCAUCAUCACGAAUAGGCGGGUUCUUUCCAUCGUGGGCAAGCGUUUCCUCUAUUGAUAUUCGAUUCUGGGCAGAACGGACAUGGCGUCUUUUUUUCUAUUCUGUGGUUACUUUGUUUUUACGGGAGGCACAAGGGAAAGGUUGUGGUCGAAGAGUAGGGC
Penicilliopsis zonata CBS 506.65 is the source of this 1198-nucleotide messenger RNA. RefSeq lists its product as hypothetical. The record is from RefSeq and is a predicted model, not a curated record. The transcript has 4 exons. The coding region runs from base 14 to 700 and encodes 228 amino acids. NCBI's taxonomy places the organism in Eukaryota, Fungi, Ascomycota, Eurotiomycetes, Eurotiales, Aspergillaceae.